GCCGUAGAAUGUGUCAGAAAUCCGUGGAUGCCCAUGCUCAGCCUUCAAGCUGCCACCAAAACUUGACUUUUCAACCUGUUCUCUGACAUCACCCCAUCGUCAACGCAUCCUUUUUUUCCUUCUCUUUCUAUUUAAAAAUAAGAAGGAGUUCUUGCAUCCCACUCAUCUCUUUCCCUCUUCACCCACAUCACACAUACAGCCAUGUCGGAAACCAACACUCCCGAGGUUCUCUGGGCCCAGCGCUCUUCCAGCACCGACGCCGACAAGAACUUUGUCUACCUCACCAUCUCCGUCCCCGAUGUCCCCAAGGACGACAUCAAGCUGGACGUCAAGCCCACGUCUCUCUCCUUCACCGGUACCUCUGGCACGCUCAAGCGCAAGUACCACGUCGACCUUGAGUUCUUUGCCGAGAUUGACCCCUCCGCCAGCCAGAUCAACCACACCUCCAAGAACAUCGAGAUGAAGCUCCAGAAGAAGGACCUCAAGGAGGAGUACUGGCCCCGCCUGCUCAAGGAAAACAAGAGACUCCACUUCCUCAAGACCGACUUCGACAAGUGGGUUGACGAGGACGAGCAGAACGAGGCUCCCGAGGAGGACUUCUCCCAGUUCGGCGGCAUGGGCGGUAUGCCCGGCAUGGGUGCCGGCGGCGACUUUGGCGGCAUCGACUUCUCCAAGCUCGGCGGCGGCGGUGGCAUGCCCGACCUCAGCGCUCUCGGCGGCGAGGACGGCGAGUCCAGCGGCGACGAGGAGGAUGACGUCGAGGAGGUCCCCCGCAACGACUAAGCACGCCAUUUCCUUGCGACAAAAACUGAAAACUCCCCCAAGUUUUCGCGGUGCUAUUCACUUAGCUCGACGACCGUGUAGAGAGAGGCAGCAGCAGCCAUACAGUGGUGGGUGCAAAGAAGAGGCACCACCAAUCACCGCCUUUGACAUUCAUUUACACGCCGUGUUUGUUUCACGGCGUGACUUGCAGAAAGAAAAAGUUUAAGACUGGAGUUAACUGCCCUAUCAGUUGGAGUUCGGUAUCGAGAGUUUGGUAAUACCGUGGCGUUGUAGCUUUAUUAGUACAAUAGAAAAAACAGUAAAAUCCUUUGACUUUAAGUUUCCUAUGCGUGAUGGUCUGGUGUCGUACCAUUAGUCCCUCUCACAGACGCCUAUUACAUGGCAGUAGCUAGCUUAUAAUUCAAUACAUCACGUCGAUUCAGUCACAUUGUUUGCACUUGAGUAUUGCAUUAAAAAAUCACAAUUUAACUUGGUAUCUCGCAUAUUACAAUCGCUCCACCAGCCACAUUUCUUCCCCAAACUUUGUAUUUUCAAUAAAUAGUAUUACACCCAUGUGGCGUGGUAGCACCCAGGAUCCAAUCAUUUACUGAGAAAUGUUGUUAGCAAAGUUUAACAAGAGUCAAAACAAAGGCUGCAAACUUACAAGAUCCUCCUCCAUGGUGGCGUCAGCGGCGACGGGGGCAGCAGCAGGGGCAGCAGGGGCGGCGUUGUCAGUAGCAGAAGCAGACUUGAAGUAGUCGCCCAUCUCAGAGUCGAGCUCUUCAACACUCUUCUUCACAGGGCGCGCAUUCUUGGCACGGCCCUUCUUACCAGCGGCACCCUUCUUACCGGCAGCACCCUUGGCGUCCUUGUUCUGCUUGGUGGCAGCGGACUUGGGCUGAGCCUUGGCCUGGCCCUUGGGCUGGCUGGUGCGCUCAGCAAGAGUCUUGACGGUGGGCAUAACCUUGUCAGCCUGGGCAGCGCCAACAACAAUCUCAAUCUAUCAUCAUCGUUAGCAUCAAAUAAAGAGUCCGUUGCAAAAGUAGAACGAACCUUGAUGGGGCGGUUGUCGACAAGGAGACCGUUGAGCUUCUGGAAUGCCAGGCUAGCACCAUCGGGCUUGUGGAAGAUCACGUUGGCAAUGCCGCGAGACUGCGAGUUGGGACCGUAGGAGAUCUCGACUCGCUUGAUGGGGCCAACAGACUGCACAAAGUACUCCUAAUUUGCAGAAAAAGUUUGGUUAGUUUAUCGGGGUGGCUUUUCAAAGGUGUUAAAGGUCCAAUAUCCGAGCCUCCAGUCGAUUAAGCCUCAAAUUUUCUAUGCCAUCCGAGGCAAGUGGCAUGUAAAUAGUUGUCAAGUAGCAACACAGUGAAUUGUUGGUGAUGGGUGCAUCAAUCAUACCAAACGCAUCUGUAAAAGCGUCCACGCAAUGUCUUCGGCUAGGUUGAGGUUCCAAAAUAGCCAUCCCACGGCAUUGCUUGCACUGUUGGUAUUGAUCGCCUGCUGCGCGUUGCGAGGCAUGCCAGGUUUUCAUACUGCCAACGAAGAGUGUUGCGUGGCACCAAAAUCCACUGUUGAUGCUUGAUUUGCCAGCGAUUUACAUCCGAGAUCACUUGGAGCUUUCGCUCUAGGAUCAGGUACCGAUCAGAUACUUCGCAUUUUGCUGUGGCUCAUCUUAUAACAGUCGGCGAAGAGUCAUACUAAUGCUGACCAGGCAUUUAGCGACUCAUAUAAGCGGACUAGAUGGCACGCUCAACCUCCUCCAAGGUUAUCACACCUUGGGUAUCGGAAGGAGAAUACGGCAAAUUUUCAGCGAGUCUGACGCUUUCACAGCGGGCCAUUUGGGAUCAAGUCCUGGCAUCGGUAGAGGGGAGCUCUUCAAGAAAGAACCAAAGUCGAACAAAGUCCGAGGGGCAUGAUGUAGCCUCAACGGAAACAUACCUUGAUCUGCUGCUCCGAGACAUCCUUGGGCUGUGAAAAGUUAGCAUCUGCGCGUAAACGGUAGACUGCGAAAUACAUACCAGGUUGCUGACAAUGACUUUGCUUUCACCAUGGGGGGUAGCGGCCCUGGCAGGAGCGGCCUUUCCGGCAGCACCGCGGGCAUUCUUGGCCUUGGCGGUCUUCUGGAUGCCGCCAACAGGGGCAGCGGCCUUGGGGCCAGCGCCAGCGCGUUGAGAGCGACGGCGACCGGCAGAGCGGCGUUGGGCAGAGAUAACCUCGCCGAGAGACUGGUCAAGCUUUCCAGACAUUGUGAGAAAUGUUAAUCAAAUGUAGAUAUUUGAGAGUGGUCGAAAAGGAAGGUAGACGAUUUGUUAACGCUCGGUUUUGAGGGCGAGAGUAUGCAAAUCGGAUAGUCGGGGUUGGUUGCCUAGUUGUGAAGGUAAACAAGGCAGAAUUUGAUGCGUGGUAGACGAGUCGCGAAAGCGGCAAGCGUUGUUUUUGUAUUGAGAAGGAAAAUACUUUGCGUCUGGUAGGAUUAAAAACGAUGGUAUGUGUGAAUAUCGCGAUCGAACUGGCCGUGCUUGGUGAACAGGGAGAGUUGGAUGAGGAAAAGACAAGAAACGGAGAUGGGGGAGUGGGCGGGCGAAGAAGACACAGGGGCGGACGCGGCGCAGCGUGGCGCUUCACCUUAGCGCCAGGUUGGAGUCACGUAAGCAAACUCAACCCAACAGG
Molecule: messenger RNA, 3435 nt
Organism: [Torrubiella] hemipterigena
Lineage: Eukaryota; Fungi; Ascomycota; Sordariomycetes; Hypocreales; Clavicipitaceae
Source: the annotation of a GenBank genome assembly